AAUGAUGUAGUUUGCCCUGCCCGCUCUUAAAGUAGACUGAUACAUGCGCUCGAUUUGAAGUCUCUGGCGUGGUAUCUCUACAUUAAGAUAAGACAGAUUUAAGUUUGGAAAGUCAAAAUCUUCUACAAAGGCCAUGAUUUGAUUCAGGUCACAGGGAAAAUGCACUUCAUAUAAAGUGAACUCUGAGGUGGUGUCAUGUCCUGGGACUGUGGAUUUAAGUAUAUCUUCGCUUUUUCUCCAACUCUUAAGGCUGGAGUAAUGUGCAAGCUUCAAGAGAGAGAUGAUAUCGCACGUAUCGAGCUGGUCCAGAGGCUGGCAAGAGAAAACUGUCAGUUUCUACAGGCAGACAAAAAAGAGCCGGAGAAAUCUGAGCAGCAAGAUGAUGAAGUGCCAAUGGUUCAGGUUAAAGAGCAAGGCCAGAGUGUGCUGGUGCUGAAGAAAGUAGCAAGCUGUGGCCCAGCCCCCACCACAGGGAGUGCGGACAGCGAGAGCGAAGCGAGAUACAUGGUGGUGUCGGGGACCCCGGAGAAGAUCUUAGAGCACCUUCUGAAUGACCUGCACCUGGCAGAGGUUCAGCACAAAGAAACAGAGACGCUCCUCGAUGACUUCCUUCUCACGUAUACAGUAUUCAUGACAACUGAUGACCUGUGCCAGGCGCUGUUGAGACACUAUUCUGCUAAGAAGCAUCAAGGGGAAGAAGAAAAGUCAGAUGUCCCUUGUCGGAAGCGCAAGGUCCUGCAUCUGGUUUCGCAGUGGAUCGCUCUGUACAGACACCGGCUGCAUGAAGAUGAACAUUCAAAAAUGUUUCUAAAGACCAUAUACAGGAAUGUACUGGAUGAUGUCUAUGAAUACCCAAUUCUCGAGAAAGAACUGAAAGAAUUUCAGAAGAUACUUGGGAUGCAUCGCCGGCACACUGUUGAUGAGUACUCACCACAAAGGAAGAGUAAAGCCCUUUUCCACCAAUUCAGUCUUAAGGAGAACUGGCUGCAGCAUAGAGGAACUGUGACUGAAACAGAGGAAAUUUUUUGCCAUGUGUAUAUAACGGAGCACUCCUAUGUCAGUGUGAAGGCAAAAGUUUCCAGUACAGCCCAGGAGAUCCUGAAGGUUGUGGCUGAGAAGCUGCAGCGUGCUGAGGAGGAUCUGGCUCUGGUGGCCAUCAUGUUCUCUGGAGAAAAGCAUGAAUUUCAGCCAAAUGACUUGGCCGUUUCCAAAUCCCUGGAGGCGUCGGGUCGGAUAUUUGUCUACCGGAAAGAUCUAGCCGACACUUUGAAUCCUUUUGCAGAAAAUGAGGAAUCGCAGCAAAGAUCAAUGAGGAUUUUGGGAAUGAACACUUGGGACCUUGCUCUCGAACUGAUGAGUUUUGAUUGGGGUCUGUUCAACUCAAUCCAUGAGCAAGAGCUGAUCUACUUCACGUUCAGCAGGCAGGGAAGUGGAGAGCACACGGUGAACCUCAGCCUUCUGCUCCAGAGAUGUAAUGAGGUCCAGCUCUGGGUGGCCACGGAGAUCCUGCUCUGCAGCCAGCUGGGCAAGCGCGUGCAGGUGCUGAAGAAGUUCAUCAAGGUCGCCGCUCACUGCAAAGCCCAGCAGAACCUGAACUCCUUCUUCGCUAUUGUGAUGGGUCUCAACACGGCCUCUGUGAGCCGGCUGUCACAGACCUGGGAGAAAAUUCCUGGGAAGUUUAAGAAACUUUUCUCUGAACUUGAAAGCUUAACGGAUCCUUCCCUAAAUCACAAAGCCUACAGGGAUGCAUUCAAAAAGAUGAAGCCACCAAAAAUCCCUUUCAUGCCCUUAUUGCUUAAAGAUGUAACAUUUAUUCAUGAAGGAAAUAAAACAUUCUUGGAUAAUCUCGUCAACUUUGAAAAGCUGCACAUGAUUGCAGACACCGUCCGGACCCUGAGACACUGCAGAAGUAACCAGUUUGGAAGUGACAUGUCUCCAAAGGACCAGCAAGAGCUGAAGUCCUAUGUCAACCACCUGUAUGUCAUCGACAGCCAGCAGGCCCUGUUCGAGCUCUCUCACAGGCUGGAGCCCCGGGCCUGAGCCGUCCGUCUGUCCUGGGACUCGAGCACUGAAGGCGAAGGGAAGGUCUCCGUUCAGCAUGCUGCUCUGUGGGAAAAGAGCUUGCUGAGUUCCAGCAGCAAACCGUGAGACAAGCGCAGGAAGCUCGGGAAGUGAUGCCAGCUACCAGAUGCGGAGAGUGCCCCUCUCCCCACCUCUGCCAUCAGCGAGAAGAUGGAAGGAGUCAGAGCAUCCUUGGAACAGGGUCUUUCUUACGAUGGUGAUUUCAAUCCAGCCCAAGUCUCAGCUUACGGUGUGGCAGCAUUAAGAGAAAACAUGUCUUAAUAUAUAGCAGCCAGGAUUGGUUUUUGUUUUUUUGUGUUUUUUUUUUUUUUUUAGUAAGAUUGUGUGUAGCAGGGAGGACUGCCAUUCUGCCUGUAUCGCCGCCUUACUGCCUGGGGGCCAUUAAGAGACCUGAAGACAGCUAGAGCAUCUCCAGAUGGCCCAGGAGGAGAGGCUCCUGCAGCUAGAACCGGACAUCACGCUGGGAGGCGUGUCCUGCUGUGCAAAUAAGAAAUGCCUGGCACACACUUCUUUGCAUCCACAAUCAUUUACCAAUGUAGGCACAACGUAGGCACAGAUGAAACUAGUUUCUAUACCUGAUGCACUCCUGUAAGCAAGGUAGACCAAGUUUCUCAAUAAGGUACUUGGCAUUGUUCAGUUUCUGGAAACUUACUGUACAUGUAUUUUUCUUGUUGUUGAGCUCAACAUGAUUUUCAGAAGAACAUGGGGCCAAGAUCAUAGGUGCUCGGUGUCCACUUACUGAGAUCACAGGAUCGCCAGUUUCUGCAGUCCUGUCCCUGAUGCAGCUGUAGUGUUUGGCAUAACUCCACCAGACUCCCUGCCCACGGGAUGCAGCAUGCCUGCCUGUAGGGGAGGGCAAGUGAAGCUGGAUAUAAUAUAGCUUAACAGUUGGGAUUGCCAGUCUUUCAGGAACUGAAAAGUACCCAGAAAUGCCUAAAAUCUGACUUAAUUGGAGAGUCAGAAGCCCCGCAGUCCGCUUCCCAAGGAUAGCCAGAGCCUUUCUGCAAUUCACCCAUUUCCUUUUCAUUCCUUGUUUUUUAACAAAUUGGGCCUCAUAUACCAAAUAAGACCUCUGGGAAUUCUUAAGGCCUGGUUAAAGAUUUCCCUGAGUCCUCGAGUAAGAAAGAGCGUGUGGUUAGAACAAGGCUACCUUGUGCUAGCUGUUCACUCCCCUGGGUGCGAGCCCCCCUCUGACGCAGCAGGUCCGCGUUUCCCGUCAUGAGUGUGGGUACACUCCUCACACCCCCGAGGGGCUGAUUGCUGAGUGUCCGCACAGACCUGCUUACUACAGUCCCUUACCCAUUCUCAUGGCUGAGACUACGCUGUGCCCCUUGUCUCCUGAUUGCUUGAGAACCAUGCUAUUUUCAGGUCUUGGGACCACAGUGGGCCUGAAGUACUGAUAAAGGGAACUAUAUGGAAAAACCCUGGGUAGAGAUUUCAAAGGGAUUGCAUCUAAACCAGCAUGUAGAAUGUUCGUCCUAGAAGCUUACAGGGUGUUAUAGAAGCAUUGCAACUAGGACUGGCUCACUGAGAAAAUGUUUUACGGGGCUGAGAACCAGUGGGUGAGACCAGAGCCACAGAGGCAGGGAAGCAGGCUCUCCUGAUGUCUAACCAAGCACAAGCGCGCACAAGGCCUGGCAGUCUCUGAGAACAACACAGACUGAGAGCUCAAACACCUGUCCUCCUCCAGGCCAGCAGCCAAAAUUCGGCUAGUGAAAUCACACCAGGCCAUUUGGUCUUGUCUCUGUUCUAACCUAAUGUAUGACGUCAGCUCUACGCUGCUUUAAACAGAACCUUCAGGACUCACUGUAUGUGGAGAUCUGUGGUAGUAGAACACUGUCUGUCUAGGCCCCAGUUCUGCUAGGCUGUGGAAGCCAUGCCUUCAUCAUGCUGAGCACACUCAGAGAAUCCAGCAGGAGAUGGAUGGGGUCCAGGCCAGGACUGCAUGGGUGAGGCUGCUAUUCCCUCCAAAGCAAAAGUCAGGUGGGAUUUGUUUUGCUAUCCAGUCUCCUGAAUAUCUAAAGUCUCUAAAUCUUCAACCUUAACACCCAUGUCUAGGAAUUUCUCAGGCAACAGAUUCAGGGACUUCAGAAGGUUUGCAGAAUCUUAAAUCUGAAGUGAACGAACAUUCAGGAACUGUCAGAGCCCACGUGUUCUACAGCAGCCGAACACUGUGAGACGUGUGUCCAGGAGUCAGCAGCAUUCCAUGCCUGGGGUGACCUGGUUCCUUCUCUAGAGCUUCCCCUGGGUCUCCCCAGAAUCAGUAUUGAUGUCCCUAAAUCCUGUGUAACUGGGAUCUUCCCCAGUGAGUGAUGCUGGACUUCUUUCUCAGAGCACAGCCCUCUAGGGGACCUGUGGAUCUCUGGACUCCAUUUCUGCAAAGCAACCGCACUUGCUAGUUAGCACAGGAGGCAGAACACUUGUUCAUCAAGGGAAAGUCACCAACUUUCCAAAUCCUUUAAAGAAUAUACAAACACAUUUGCAGAUGCUCCCUAGCCUACGGAUUUGAAAUUCACUUUGAGUCUGUAUAAUUGCCAAAUGGUUAUAGUAGCACACAGUAUAACCCACAUCCACUCUUUUCUAGUAUCCUUAAUUGCAUUGAAAAUAUUUUCCUUUUCCUACUCCGAUAUCUACAAGCAAGUAGUGUGGCACAUACCUUGACUUUAGAGGCAUGAGAAUAAAGUCGCAUGCCUCCUAGUUUGCAGGGAGAUAGGUCCUCCAUAGGUGCACAGUCGCCUGAGUGAGGGAUAAGCGGUGUGGGCAGGUGGCUGCUUGUAUAGACUUCUGGUCCUGGAGCUGCCCCUUGACGCUGCGAAGUCCCAGCCCUGUGGGUUUGCACAGACAACACGUGCACUGCAAACCCGGAAGUGAAGAGCACAACCCACCCAAGCUUCUCAGAACUGGGCAAAAUGAAUGUUUAGACUACAAGGGCCACCGCAGCUGUCCAGCAUAGGAUUUCUUUUCCACUUCAAAGACAUGUCCUUGAAAUUUCAGCCUGCUCCUUACUAAGUGGGCCAGUUUUGCUCUAGAGAAAACACAUUUUGAAAAAUUGCCAAAAAGUCAGAUGAAAUGUACUACUGUAUAAAGCCAAGCUGUAUAUACUAAGCAUUUUUAGCAGAGUGAUAUUUAUUUGCAUAGCCUAUUUAUUGUAUUCAUAUUACAUUGUUGUUAAAUACCAGGAUGAAAUCAAUGAUCAGAAGCAAGGACUCUUGCUCGGGACUGCUGCAACAUUGUCAGCUCGUGAUAACAAUUAGACGCUAGGAAGCCCACGGUCCGGGCAUCUACCUAACUUCUCAGGGACUACAUCUCGUAGUUUUCCACCAUUCUAAGAGCUGGUAAAUAUGAAACAUUUGUUGAAUUACCAGACUGCCAUUGACAGUGUUUGCUUUCUGCCUCUGUGUAUAUGACUGUGCUGUGUAUUUAUCAAAGUAGGAAGCAAUAAUUUAUAUGUAAAAAAUGGCCAAGCAAUAUAAGGUUAAAACUAUAUGAGUAACCAUUACCUGAUCUUGUAUUUUCAAGUGUUUUUUUUAAGCUGCUUUUUCAAAUAUAAGACUAUGUUAAACAUA
Molecule: messenger RNA, 5648 nt
Organism: Myodes glareolus (Bank vole)
Lineage: Eukaryota; Metazoa; Chordata; Mammalia; Rodentia; Cricetidae
Source: RefSeq, a predicted model, not a curated record